Molecule: messenger RNA, 5684 nt
Organism: Heterocephalus glaber (naked mole-rat)
Lineage: Eukaryota; Metazoa; Chordata; Mammalia; Rodentia; Bathyergidae
Gene: Dhcr24
Product: 24-dehydrocholesterol reductase
Biological process (GO): steroid metabolic process
Cellular component (GO): membrane; cytoplasm
Molecular function (GO): Delta24(24-1) sterol reductase activity; FAD binding
Source: RefSeq, a predicted model, not a curated record
CGGCUCCUUAGGCGGCGGCGGCGGCGGCUGCGGUGAGCGCCGAGCAGAGCGGGGCCCGGGCCAUCUCGGUGGCAGCGACAGGAGCCUUUGCCGUCCUCGCGCGGUGCCCGGCACAAUGGAGCCCGCCGUGUCGCUGGCGGUGUGCGCGCUGCUCUUCCUGCUGUGGGUCCGCGUGAAGGGGCUGGAGUUCGUGCUCAUCCACCAGCGCUGGGUGUUCGUGUGCCUCUUCCUGCUGCCGCUGUCGCUCAUCUUCGACAUCUACUACUACCUGCGCGCCUGGGUGGUGUUCCGGCUGAGCAGCGCGCCGCGCCUGCACAGCCAGCGCGUGCGGGACAUCCAGAAGCAGGUUCGAGAAUGGAAGGAGCAGGGCAGCAAGACUUUCAUGUGCACUGGGCGCCCUGGCUGGCUCACCGUCUCACUGCGGGUUGGGAAGUACAAGAAGACACACAAAAACAUCAUGAUCAACCUGAUGGACAUCCUGGAGGUGGACACCAAGAAGCAGAUUGUCCGCGUGGAGCCCUUGGUGUCCAUGGGUCAGGUGACCGCCCUGCUGACCUCCAUUGGCUGGACACUGCCUGUGCUGCCUGAGCUCGACGACCUCACAGUGGGGGGCUUGAUCAUGGGCACAGGCAUUGAGUCAUCAUCCCACAAGUACGGCCUGUUCCAGCACAUCUGCACCGCCUACGAGCUGGUCCUGGCCGAUGGCAGCUUCGUGCGGUGCACCCCGUCCGAGAACUCAGACCUGUUCUAUGCUGUGCCCUGGUCCUGCGGGACCUUGGGAUUCCUGGUGGCUGCUGAGAUCCGCAUCAUCCCCGCCAAGAAGUAUGUCAAGCUUCAGUUUGAACCAGUCCGGGGCCUGGAAGCCAUCUGUAACAAAUUCACCCAGGAGUCCCAGCGGCGGGAGAACCACUUUGUGGAAGGGCUGCUCUACUCCCUGGAUGAGGCUGUCAUCAUGACCGGCGUCAUGACUGAUGAAGCAGAACCUGGCAAGCUGAAUAGCAUCGGCUGUUACUACAAGCCCUGGUUCUUCAAGCACGUGGAGAACUACCUGAAGACAAACCAGGAGGGCCUGGAGUACAUUCCCCUGAGACAGUACUAUCACCGCCACACGCGCAGCAUCUUCUGGGAGCUCCAGGAUAUCAUCCCGUUCGGCAAUAAUCCCGUCUUCCGCUACCUCUUUGGCUGGCUGGUGCCCCCCAAGAUCUCGCUGCUGAAGCUGACCCAGGGUGAGACCCUGCGGAAGCUGUACGAGCAGCACCACGUGGUCCAGGACAUGCUGGUGCCCAUGAAAUGCCUGAAGCAGGCCCUGCACACCUUUCACAACGACAUCCACGUCUACCCCAUCUGGCUGUGCCCAUUCAUUCUGCCCAGCCAGCCUGGCCUGGUGCACCCCAAGGGAGACGAGGCCGAGCUCUAUGUGGACAUCGGUGCAUACGGAGAGCCACGCGUGAAGCACUUCGAGGCCAGGUCCUGCAUGCGGCAGCUGGAGAAGUUUGUACGGAGUGUGCAUGGGUUCCAGAUGCUAUAUGCCGACUGCUACAUGGACCGGGAGGAAUUCUGGGAGAUGUUCGAUGGCUCCUUGUACCACAAGCUGCGCAAGCAGCUGGGCUGCCAGGAUGCUUUUCCUGAGGUGUAUGACAAGGUCUGCAAGGCUGCAAGACACUGAGCCCAGCCUCCAGGAGAGACGCAGGCGGGUGGACCUGCGCCUUCCCUUCACCCAGCUUAGCUGCCUUCCCAAACCCACCUUUUCAGAAAGAAACCCCUCCAGAAAUCCCACCCAGACAGCCCCGUCAGUGUCCCGUGAUGUCUGGGGCACCCUGGUCAGGUGCAGAGAACGUGGGGCUGGGAGUCAGCCCGCCCUGUAUCUGGGUCCCAGGGUAGCCACUCAUUUGUGUGACUCUGGGUGCGUCACUUAACCCUCUGCACUCCAGUCUCUCCAUCAGGCAAAGCAGGUGGUUGUGCCUGCAGACCGUCGUCCAAGUCAGCGCCUGUCACAUGGAAGGUGCUUUGUACACGGUACCUAUUAUUACUUCCCACUCAGCAUCACAUCGGACUGAAGUGCUUUGGAUUCAGCAGUUGAACCCAGAAAGACUCCUGCUAGAUCACCCUGUGCACAGAUUUGCCUGGCGUGAUGAAGGGGACACCCAGGAGUUGCAUCACCAUUGCCUGAGUCAGCCAGAAGAGCCCCUUGCGGGGAAAAGGACAGCUCCUCUGCACCCCGGGCUCCCAGUGGGGCAACAGUAGGGCAGGCAGGUCCAAGAUGUGCUGUGCCAAAGCCAGGUCCGAUCCAAAGUUCUGCCUGCUGUCCUUGGCAAUGUCCUGCCUGCUGUCCUUCCCUCAGGCCUGCAGGCCUGCCCCAGCCAUCGAUAAGCCCAUUAAGAGCCGUGUCCGGGAGGCUGCUGCAGAGGAGCCUGAGCUGUGAAGCAGAUCCAGAGCACCUGGACGAAUUCUUCUUGGCUUCCCACUCCCUAAACCCCUUCUUGUUCCAGUACCAACUUAGUCACAGUGGGGUGCGUCAGCGUUGGGCAGGGGCUGCAGAGUGGAGUCCCCGUCAUUGUGUUCUGUGAGGAGUCUCGCUGUGGGGCUGAAAGAAAGAAGCAUCAGCUGGAUUUUCUCCUACCCCUCAUCUCCCCUUUUCUUUCUCCCACCCCCAGCUGUAGUUAAUUUCAGUGCCUUACAAAUCCUAAGCUCAGAGAAAGUUAGUUCUGUUUCCGUUCAGAGGGAAGGGAACCUCCAAGGCUCCCUCUGCCUUGCUAUCCAAGUGUGGUUGUUUAUGCAACUCCAUCCUAAAAACUGCCAGCCCUGGCUGGAGCCCAGAGUCAUGUACUGGAAGGAGCUGGGGAGACACAGAGCUGAGCCGGGUCAGCAGUGAUUGGAGAUACUGGACUCGGGACUUGGUGCUCAGUCCCUGCUCUCCUGUCCACAAGCUGUGCAUCUGCAGGCAAGUAUUCGUCCCUGCGAGAGUUUCCUCAUCUGUCACAUGGACCAGGUGAGGUCUCCCUGCAGUCCUUCCAGCUAAAAUCUUAAGGCACCAAUGUUGCAAAUCCCAGGGAACCAACCCUUGUUUGUGUUGAAAGAAGAAAAGUAAAUGAUACAGGUGACACUUAGGGAUUAUCUGUCACUUAAGGUCCUUCAGUCCCAAGGCCUGUUCCCGUCUCAUUUUAAGGCUCAUCUGGCGCUGACCAGGAAGUGUCCAUCUCGCCCCUCCACAUGCCAGAAUCCUUGUAGAGUCGCCCUCUGACUGAAGGAUGCUCUCCCAUACCCACAUGGCUGGGCUCACGGCAGAGUGUCCUAGCAUGGUCGUGCAGGCACUGGGUGCCUUUGUGGCAUUCUGAAAGUUAAGCCUCCCCUUGCCCAUUUGGCCCCUGGAAGAGGCGGAAGAGAGACUUCGUUUGCUAGUGUGAAAAGCACAUGACUCCAGCAUGUGUGCCCCUCACUCAGCGCUAAACUAAUGACUCUACUUGGUGUAGAUGAAUGGUUACCUGAGCUAGAUUAAUCCACCAGCAGAAGUACCAUUUCACCUUCAGAGCCUCCAUCCUGAAGCCACUGGGCUGCACCACAGCUGUGUCACCCUUACUCCUCUGAUCAGAAUCCAGGCCUCCACAGACCAUACCUGGGCCCCAGAAGGGAAGAUGUUUGGGGUCACACCAGCCUCAGGUAAACAUGGCUCCAGUGACAUCUUGUCUGGAAAGAGGCAGUCAAGUCUUCCAAGCAUGGUGGGCGAAGUUCCAGCUUUUUCUUGCAGUGUGUCUGUCCGUCUAUGCAGUGGGCUUCCAACGGAGUUCAACUUGGUGCCAGUGAGCAGUGUGUGUGUAAAGAGCUGUGUGCCUCUCCCUUCCAGAGCCCUAGUUUUGGCUGCAUGUAGGAUUUCUGUAAGAUCAGAGUUGGAGCCACUUUCUUUGGCUGGAAGAUAGAUUAUUGGCUGUUGCUGAAAGGGAAGAGGGGUGGCUGUGGCUAUGGCUGUGGCUAUGGCACUGUAUGUGUGUGAUUUUUAUUUUUUCUCUUUGGUCACGAGGACCAAGGAGAAAGGCAUGAGUUUUCCGUCAGGCUUGCAGCUGCAGGGACUGUGCCCCUAGGACUCGCGUUCCUAUGCUGUGGGGCCACUGCUUCUGUACAAAUAAAAGUCUGGCCUGAAGUUAGCCUUUGUCCUUUCUUGCUCAGGGCACCACAGUAUGGAGUCAGACAUGGGUUCAGAUGCAGCUGCAUCACUCCAGCUCAGUUGUCCUCCAAACCCACAUGCCCACGUACAAGGGCUAAAAGAACAUUGUGGUGGGGGGAGCAGGGCCAACAAGUCAAUUUCUGUCAUUUUCCCAGGUGAUCCAGAGUAGGUGUUACUGAGACCUCUGCAAGGGGGUGGCAGUGACAGGUGAGCAUCCAGGUAAGGUAGCUUGGGUCAGGAUGGGGGCUGACCUUCAUAAGGGCCCAGACGUGGUUAUCAGAUCUGGCUGCAGUCCUGGCUUUGUCACUCAGUUAUGGCCAACUAAUUAGGACAAGCUAGUCAUGUUAAGAGUGUUUUCCUCAUCAGCUGGUGGAAACCACCAGCCGACCACCAAGAUGCAUUCCUUGCUCUGUGCACAGCUGGGCUCCACUUCGCACCCUCACAUUCAGGCAGGGCAUUGGGUUAACUUCUCCAAGGCAGUGUGAACAGAAGUAAAAACUGCACACGUUCACUGGACUCUUCUAUGACAGUGGCUGGAUGCAAAUGACAACCAGACACAGGUAGGGGGGAAGUCGUCACUUGGAAGGAGCCUGGCUCCCCUUCACUGAGAGCUAACUGCCCACCACCCCAAACCCUGCCCUGGAUUGUAAGAGAACAGGAAGUAGGUUUACAUUGUUGAGCCACUACAUAUCUGGAAUUAGUUUAGUGAACUCGGUAUAUAAAAGUUGUGUUUAAUGCAAUAACGUUUCGUGCAAAUGAAAGGGUGUAGAUGAUGGACAUUUCCCAAAAAUGUAUGCAAUGUGUGUCUCCUAAAGUUACUUGCAAGGACCUCCAGGAAAUUCCCUUUCCAAUUGUUCAGUUCUACAAAUUGGAUUUUGUGUGUCUCUUUAAAGGAGAAAUCUUUAACAUCUGUUAUGUUGUCAGCUUUCUAUCACUAUAACAAAAUGUCUAAGAAAAUCACCUUAUACAGGGAAAGGGUUAUUUUGACUCAUGGCUUUGGAGGCUUCAGUCCAUGAUCAUGGCCUUGCUGCUUUAGUGGGAAAGUGGUGGAGCAAAGCCCUCCAUUCACAAGCCUAGGGGCAGAGAGAAGCCCAAGGACAGGCCAGGUGCUGUCGUCCAUGUAAGGCCACACUCCCAAGGACCUGAGUCAGUCUCAGGUUCCCCUGGCACUGGGCCUUAGGGAGACAUUCCAGAUCUAAUACAGUGACCCUCAAAACCACCUUUGCAGUUUAAGCUCUAUCACCGUAUGUUUGAAUAGCACACAGCAUGCGUUAUCUUACUGAAUCCUCACAUAACCAGAAAGGAGCAGUUUCAGCCUGGCAUGGUGACUCACACUUGUAAUACUAGCACUUUGGGAGGCUGAGGCAGGAGGAUCACAGUUGAAAUUUAGUAACUCAGUAGAACCCUGUCUCAAAAUGUUUUUAAAAGGGCUAAGGAUAUACCUCAGUGCAAAGACUUUAGGUUCAAUUCUCAGUACUAAAAAGGGGGUGGAGAGAGCAGUGUCCCCAUUUUACAGGUGAAAAAA